This is a messenger RNA of Chlamydomonas reinhardtii, 5370 nucleotides long. RefSeq lists its product as uncharacterized. Gene Ontology annotation, cellular component: cilium. Gene Ontology annotation, biological process: microtubule cytoskeleton organization; protein polyglutamylation. The coding region runs from base 396 to 4334 and encodes 1312 amino acids. The transcript is spliced from 16 exons. Lineage: Eukaryota; Viridiplantae; Chlorophyta; Chlorophyceae; Chlamydomonadales; Chlamydomonadaceae. Gene Ontology annotation, molecular function: tubulin-glutamic acid ligase activity; tubulin binding. The record is from RefSeq and is a predicted model, not a curated record.
CGUGUCCGCGGAUAUGGGUGGGGGGUAGUUGCUGCCCGGGCGCGGCUGUUGGCCGGCCGGGCAGACUGUAGAUAACGGCGGGAGACCGCCGGGCCGGGAACCGUUGGGGACCUAGGCCCCCUGAACGGCACGGCUACAUAGCCCCCUUUCUUCAUGUUGCUGCCCGCCCCGGGAGUAUUAACGAACGGUGGUGAGAGACCUGACGGUGGUGCAAGCGGCGCGUGCCAGGCAUGCAGGUUGCAUCAGACUGACGACCACGACCUAGGCAAGACGGACAAAUGUGCAAAUGCCAAGCCGUCGUGGCAAGCCACGCCAUGCCCGCCACUCCAUUUUCUAUCAGCGUCUUAGGUAGACUCCAAUGAAGUAGUUGUAUCGCAGCGGCACUCACAGGGCGAAUGAACGCAAAGAAGCGGGAGGUGAGCAGCCGGCUGGUUGUCAACCUGUCGGCAUGCAAAUACCCGCUUGUCCGGGAGGCGGCGGAGCGCAUGGGCUAUACGGUGGCGGAAGAUGAAAACGACAUGUGGGACCUGUUCUGGAGCGACCUCUCGGUGUCGGGUGACCGCGUGCAGCGCAUGCUGCCCUUCCAGCGGCUCAACCACUUCCCGGGCAUGCUGGAGAUCUGCCGCAAGGGCGCGCUGAGCAAGCACAUGGCGCGGAUGGCGGCACGUAUGCCCUCGGAGUACCGCUUCUACCCGCCCAGCCUGGUGCUUCCCGACCAGCUGGACGAGCUGCUGGCAGCCUUGCGCCGCAACAAGAGCCGCAGCGAGCAGCAGCAACAGCAGCAGCAGCAGGGAGGGCAGUGGGGAGGCGCGCAGCAGCAACCGCAGGCGGCGGGUGGGCCUCACGGCAUUACCACCUUCAUUCUAAAGCCUAGUGCAGGCACGCAGGGUCGCGGCAUCUCACUGGUUCAGUACCCCAACCAGCUCAAGGACGUGGGCGACAUCAGCAGCUGCGUGGCGCAGGCUUACCUGGGCACACCACUGCUGCUGGACGGAUUCAAGUUUGACCUGCGCGUGUACGCCCUGGUGGUGAGUGUGGACCCUCUGCGCAUCCACCUGUACGACGAGGGGCUGGCCCGACUGGCCGCACAGCCCUACCAGCCGCCCACACCCGCCAACCUGGCGGCAGUCACCAUGCACCUCACCAACUACGCUGUCAACAAGGGCGCUGCCGGCUUUGUGUCCAGUGACGCGGCGCCUGCGGGCGGCGGCCACAAGCGGCCCAUGUCGGCGGUGCUGGGGCAGCUGGCGGCGCAGCACAGCACCAGUGUGGCGGUGCUGAGAGCCAGCAUAGCUGAAGUUGUGAACAAGACGGUUAUGGCCAUUCAGCCGCUGCUGGCGCACAGCUACCACACCUCGCUCUCCGCCGCCUCCGGGACCGGCAGCAGCAAUAGCAACGGUGGCAGUAGCAGCAGCGGCCACACCGGCAGUAGCAGUAGCUGGGGCCCGCGAUGCAGCUGCCUGUCCCCCGACCAUGUCAGUGCGGACGCCGCCGACCCCACGGCCCCUUGCGCCUGCCCGCCCUCGCUAUGCUUCGAGUUGUUGGGCUUCGACAUAAUGUUUGACCGCGAGCUACAGCCCUGGCUGCUCGAGGUCAACCACUCGCCCUCGUUCGCCAGUGAUUCGAGGCUGGACCGCGCGGUCAAGGGCGAGAUGCUGGCCCGUACGCUGCACAGCCUGCAGCAGCGGCCCGAGACCAAGAGGGAGUUCAUGCAGGCUGAAGCGCGGGCCCAGAGCGAGCGGCUCUACAACUCGCCAGCGGCCGUGCCCUCCACACGCGCCGCAGUGGGCGCGGGGCUGCGGCGAGCGAUGAGCGCCAUGCCGCGUAAUCGGCACCUGCGGGCUGCGGCGGCCACGUUGGACGAGCUGACAGCCAGCUCUGCGGCGCUGUUGGCGGCUGGCGGGCAUGUGUGGGGUGGCGGCAGCACCGGCGGCCGGCAAAGCUCGGGUAGCCUCAGUGACGCAGGGCCGCAGCCCAACCCCGGCAGCUGCCCCCAUUAUCCCCACAGGUUGCCCACGGGCAGCAACGGCGCCGGCAGUGGCGGUGGCACCGGCGGAGACGCGGCGGACGGGCCGUCGCGGCGUGCGCACAGCUUCAGCAGUGUGUUGAGCGCCUUUGGCGCCGCCUCAGCCGACUGUCCAGAGGGCGCGGUCGGGGUUGCAGGUGGAGGAGGAGCUGGUGGUGGGGUGCAGGACGUGAGUGGCGGCUAUCAGCUGGUGUUUCCUGCAGCGGAACCGGAGCUGCGAAAGCGCUACUGCCGCAUUCUGCUGCAAGCUGCGGACUUGUUCCCGCAGCAGCGCUGUCAGUGCGCCUGGUGCAGCCGGCGGCGGGACAUCUGCAUGUUGCACUCGGCGCAGCAUCAGCUGGGAGCAACCGCCAGGCCCCUGUCCGCAGUUCUGUCCGCCCAUGUGUCCUCACGCACUGGCUAUUCGCCGUUCUCGUUACCCAGCGGUAUCAACAGCCAGCAGUAUGCCAACACCAACAGCAGCGGCGGCGGCGCUAGUGGUGCCUCCAUGUCGGGGCAUGUGCAAUGCCCACCCGGCUCUACCGAUGCCACUUCCCGGGGGCGCUGUAGCUCAGCCACGCGGCGCCGGCCAAGCUCCAGCUACUCCAACACAAGCCUGUGCGAGGCGGGUGCGGCCAGCGGCGGUGAUGAGUCGGGCAGCGAGUCUCACCGGGGCGCCCAUGGUGCGGCGCCAGGGUCAGGAGCCGGUGGGGAGGCAGCUCGCUCGUCCGUGUUGCUGUCCAGUUCGCCCCCCUCAAGCGGACUUGGCAGCGGCGGCCCGGCGGCACGGCCGCUGGCUCCGUCGCCCUUGCCGGCUUCAGCGCUCGACCAGCCGCAGGGCCGGCCGCCCAGGCCGAACAGCAGUUUGCACGCCAUACGGCAGCGCAGCGAGGGCUCGGGCACCGCCCCGGGCCAGGCGUUGUCCGUGCCGGUCGCCUCCCUGCCCGCCUGCAUGUCCCAGUCCGCCACACCGCCAGCCAACACCGUGCCGCCUCCCGCCGCGCGCCUCACAGCGCCAGGCACAGCCUCCACAGCUGCACCGGCGCAACGAGGCGCAGGCGGCUGCGGUGGCAGUAGCAGCGGCGGUAGCAGUGAUGUCGCAACAUGCUGGUCCCAAGUUGCCGCGGGCUGUAGCACAAGCAGCGCUGCCACCGCCUUCCCCUGGCAGCGGCAUCCCGGAUCCAAUUUUGGAACUGGAGCAUCACACGCGCGCACGCCCUCGAGCGAGUCCAGCGCUGGAUCCGGCCUGGGCGAUGCAACGUGUGCAAACGAUUCAGCGGGCCAUGAGGCCCCCCACCGCAGCGGCUCAGCAACAGGUGGCUCUGGCCGGUUUGGGAAACUGCUGGAGGCUCACCGAGUGAACACCGGAGAAGACAGGUCAACAGCAGGCAGUGCGGGACGCAGUGAGCCCCUGCACCACAGCCAGCAGGCGCGUAGUAGCCAGCGGCUUAGUAGCGCAAUGAGACCGGCAUUGCAGCAGAGCCUCUCGCACCCACAGCGGUGCCAGGUUCAACGCCAGCAGCAGCAGCAGCAGCAGCAGCAGCAGCUGCUGCUCGGGGCUCGGGGCUUAGGCGCCAGCGGAAACAGCAGCAGUAGCAGCGUUACUGCAGCAGCGCGCCUGUAUGGUGGGAGUAAUGGCGGAAGCAAUGGCAGGCCACAAAGGUCCGGUAACACAUUGCGCUAUGGCAACACCGGCACUGGUGGUUGGCAAUCCGCGGGAAAGCUUGGGCGGGACGGAAGCAGCCGGCGCGGCCGGCCUGCUGCCAACGCCGGCGGCGGCUGGGACAGUAAUGAGGGCAGUGAUGCCGAGCCGGGCGCGCCGGCGAGCCAGGCGCUCCGCCGGUCCCACAGUUGCAGCGAACUAGAAGCGGCCUUUGCGCGUGCGGCGGCAUCGGCGGCUCGCACUGCAGGUGGCAGGAGCAGCACAAAUCCGUCCCGCCGGGCCGGUGCCGCCACGCCUGCAAAUAACUUGCUGGCCACUGUGAAUGUUCACCGCAGUGGAUCACGCGUGCAGCUGGCCACCUCUGAGCAGCAGCGCAGCCACCAGCAGCAGGGUCAGCAGGCGGAGGUAGGUGCCGCUACAAGUGCCGGUCCUGGCCGGCUAUUGCGCGCCGCGAGCGCGGGGCGUGUGAGGUCAGGUGGAAGCGGCGGCGGUGGUGGCAAUGCCGAGAGCCGGCCUGUGGCGGCGGGAGGUGGCGUGCCGCGGGUGGCGUAUUUGGGGAGCGGCAAGUCCUCCGCGCCGGUGUUGUCCCCCGGUGAGCUGGAGAUUAUGAUGAGUAGGGUACGCAUGGCUACCACAUUCAGCACAUUCGACCGCUACGUGCGAUAGUAUGAUAUUCAUCAAUUCUGUUGACUAUAAUGGGUUGAGAUGAGGGUGCCCACCUGCGGUGCGUGGAGGAUCCCGGAACUGAGGUUGUUCUGUUGUCCAUGGUGGUGGCAUCUUUGAAGGAGGCAGGAAAGUGCCCAAAUGGCCCGUGUACAUUGUCUGAGACUGAAAGCCAACGCGCGCACACGCAUAGUACGGGGCUUGGACAUGCUGGAAGCAGCACUGCUGGUUGCCUUGGUGACGCAUUACAACAAUACAGCGUCUAACUUGCAAUACUGGCGUUUCAAUGCAUUUCUAAUGAAGCUUGAGCGGGCAUCUGGUUAGGCACGUGGUGACUCUGUACUAGUAGGGAUUUCCGCUGGUGCAGUUGUUAGCUUCCGGCCAUCGACGGUUACGGUAAGUAUUGGUGUGUUUGCAAAUAAUAUGGGUAGCAAGCUGAUAAACAGUUUGCGGAUACAGGCAAACCUAAACAGAGAGCAAAGUUCUGAGUGAGAUUAUGGGUUCUGUUUCUGAUGUAUGUGAUCGAGCGAGACUUUCCUGCACGCAUACACGCCGCACCACCUAGUACACAGAAGGCGGCUUCAUUUGUCGCGUAGGCACCCUUCACGUAAGGAUCUUACUUGUGACCUGGAACCCCAUGGCACCGCUGGAAUGGUGGAUCACCCAGUUGGCAGCACGGCGUGAAGGCAUGACAAAUUCGGUUACGCAGCACGUAUGGCACAUGGCGUUAGAGAGCACAAGUGGAGGAACAUUUUUUUUUAAAUGUAACACGUGCCUCAACAGGUGGGGGUCCUGUACGGCCAAAUGGUAGUGGCACAGCAGGGCGUUAGUGGUCUACGUGGCAAUGCGAGUGAUGCAAUGCUGUACCGUCACAUCCCCACCGACCAGCUGAUUCUGGCUGGAUGUGUGCUAACUUCCAUUGGACUACUAGGGUCGAGCAACUCGUGCAGCAAGACGGCGACAUUUACUCGUCGAGGGCCUGGGCUGGCCUGGGCUACCACUCUGCCGGAAUACCUGUACGGUAUCCCAUUUAUCGCGG